GCAAGAUUGCACCCUCCCAAGAAGUUCAGCUCAAAUAAAGUCAAUUGCAGGGAGAGCCAUCCAUCCAUCCUCCUCUGCUUUUCUUGUGGGGCUCUUUUUGAUGCUUUCUUCUCCGUCCGCACCCAUCUUCCAUCCACGCAAACAAGGAAUCAAAUCAUAAUCUUAAUUUCCUUGCACCAGUUCUCCUCAUUUUUUUUGUUUUGUUUUUCUUUCUUUGACCAAAAUUGCUGUCGAAGUUGACAUAUAUACCCAUGGGGCCGCCACCGCCGCCUCCACCACCUCCUCAAGGGCUCUGUUUCUCUGCCCCCUGGCCAUGGGGAAUCGGGGAGCACAAGCAGAGCUUGCCCAACGCGUGGUGGAUUGACAGGAUGGAGGGCUUGGACGGAGGCGAGGGUGGAGGAGACGGAUUGAGAUUCUCUCUCCGGUUUGGUCCGGGAGAGGCGGGGUUUGAUCGUACUCUGCUCGGCGUCUCCCUCUCCGAGCUGUUUGGCCGCCUUGUUGGAUGGAGUAAGAACGGCCAGAGGAGAGGAUCCACGGUGACCAUGGAGGAAGGUGGGGAGUCCGCCGCUGCCGCUGUGUCCAUCGGCGCCGGCGCCGCCGUAGCUAUUUGCCUUGCGGCGCUGUACACGUCUGAUCAGCGGCCUCGCCGUGCUCGCCGGCGGCGGCUGUCGGCGUCUGCGAUGGCUAGGCCAAAUUCUGCAGCGCCUCGUGCUCUGCCUGCACCUGAUGAUGGGCUCAGAAUCCUUUCAUCGAAGGACGAAUCUUUGGAAAACGUGAUUCACGGCGCGUCGAUCGGCGCCGGAGAUGACGAGCCGGUUAUUGUCGCGAGAGUGGCGAUUUCACAGUCCGACAUGGACGGCGCAACUGUCGACGACGAAACAGAGCGCGGCCAAUCGGAGGAAGAGCGGCAAGAGCUCGAGCGGCUCAGGGAGAUGUGGCUGUCGCUGCUGGAGCGGGAGCAGCAGCUGGAGCUCCGGCUGCAGGAGCUCGAGAGCCUCCGGGAGCAGGAGGCCACCGUGCGGGAGCUCGAGAACCGCGUCGCCGCCGCCGCCAUGGAGGAGCGGCUCCUGGAGCUGAAGGUCUCCUCGCUGCAGGAGGAGAACGUGAGGUUAAGGACGCAGGUCGCCGAGCUGGACGCCGCCCGGGCCGAGCUGGCGCGCGCCAAGGAGAAGCUGCACGCGAUCAAGGCGCGCGUGCAGGGCGAGCAGGAGGAGGAGCGGCGGGAGGCGGCGGCGCUCCGAGCGAAGGUGGAGGAGCUGGAGAAGUGCGGCGAGGAGAGGGCCAGCGCGCUGGCGGUGGAGACGACGGCGCUCCGGAAGGCGAACGCUGUGUUGGAGGAGGAGAAAAUGGAGCUUGCACUGCGGCUGCAGGAUGCAGAGCAGGUCGCCUCCUCUGUUAAUCUUGUUCUUGAGGAGGACAUGGUUGAGGAGGCGAACUACCUGAGGGAGACCAACGAGAGGCUGACGACGCAGAUCGAGCAGCUGCGCAGUGACCACUGCGCGCACGUCGAGGAGCUCGUCUACCUCAAGUGGGUCAACGCCUGCCUCCGCCACGAGCUCCGCGACCACGGUCUCCACCCGCCGUGCUCCGCGCAACAGGACCACGACGCUGAUGACGGCAGCGCCAUCGCCGGAGGCCUGUCGGCCGUGGAACUGAGCAAGAGCAUGAGCUUCCGCUCCAGUGAGAGGGCCAAGCAGCUCAUGCUCCAUUACGGCCAUCCCGGCGGCCUCGAAGGCUUCGACCCCGCCCUCUUCUCCCCGCUGCACGAGUCAGUCGACGGCGACGGCGACGAGCGGACGCGCGCGCGCAACUACGAGCCUGCGCGGAGCUCUAGCACGUCAGUGGCGACGACGUUGGACGCCUCCGCCGCUGUGGCGCCGGGGAAGAAGAAGUCCGGGCCGCGCAAGCUCAAGUUCCUGGGCAACAUCAAGAAGCUGCUCCCGGGCGGCAGGAGAAGCCAAUCAAUCCACGGCAGCCGCGAGAGCAGGAAGGCGCCGAGCGACGAGUACCUCGAGAAGGCCAUGCAGUGGCUGUCGGCCCACGACGCGCUCGACGGCGACCACUCGUACGAGAGCACGCCUCUUUCGUCGUGCGAGCGGACUCCGCUCAGCAGCGCGACCACCGUCACGACUCGCGGCGGCGGCUGCAGCGAGCGCGGGGAGACGCGGGCAGAGGCGGAGCCGGUGACGCUGGCGCGGUCGAAGAGCGACGCCGGCGCGUCGUACGGGCGGGAGGCGAGCAGGUACCACGCGCUACGGCCCGACCACCCGGCCGAGGUCGGGGUCGAGCCGGACGGGUUCCGUGCGCGGGAGAAGCGGGAGCUGAGGAGGCGCUCGGUGGAGCUGAGGAGCCCGGAGGUGGCGCGGCGUACGUGAGCUUGAUUGACCGGGACUGAUAUGCAAUAUGCAAUGCAAGUUUUUAGUUUGUUCACAUUGUGUAUACUCGUAUUCUAAGGGAUCAACCGGGAUUGCAAAGGUUUCAUGAACCGACAACAUGUAAGAAAUGAUCGACAUAUGUGGGUGAUGGUUUUGAUCACACAUUCAUAUACACUGACAUUUUCGGGA
Phragmites australis (common reed) is the source of this 2564-nucleotide messenger RNA. RefSeq lists its product as uncharacterized. Gene Ontology annotation, cellular component: chloroplast outer membrane. Lineage: Eukaryota; Viridiplantae; Streptophyta; Magnoliopsida; Poales; Poaceae. The transcript has 4 exons. Gene Ontology annotation, biological process: chloroplast organization. Bases 252 to 2375 code for a protein of 707 amino acids. The record is from RefSeq and is a predicted model, not a curated record.